This is a messenger RNA of Orbicella faveolata, 1624 nucleotides long. RefSeq names its product protein SLC31A2-like. NCBI's taxonomy places the organism in Eukaryota, Metazoa, Cnidaria, Anthozoa, Scleractinia, Merulinidae. The record is from RefSeq and is a predicted model, not a curated record.
GGUAAUUUUUUAAAACAAAACAAGAAUAUUAUUUUGAUGUUUCUAUCGAAGAAAAUAGGUCUCUUAGCUAUAGGUUGUGCUUUUCAAAGUCGGCAUGUUCAUGAUAGUAUACUGACAAAUUAGAUGGCGAAUAGGACAGUAAAAACAUCAGUUCUGACCAGUUUGCAAUUACAUGUGACGCCGACGGUUAGUGAUUUUGAAACGCAUUUCUUGCCACUUCAUAGGAAUUAUUAUCCUUACUUUGCUCGUUCUGCUCUUCGAGCUUCUUUGGAGCGUAAGCCCUCCUUCCUCUCCCCACCCCUACUCCCUCCACAACUCAAAUUUGCUACGUGGGCCCUGCUACUAGCUAAUACAAACAUGUUAAGCUGUCGGAAAUUCCACGGAACAAAAGAGAGUUGUCGGUUUGCCAAAACAAAAAGACUAUCCAACCCAAACAGAUUUAAUCCUUCUUGCCAGUGUGACCUGUAAUCGAUCAAUUUCGCAUAACGCCAUGCUCUAAAAACUCUCACAUUUCCCGACCUUUAAGUUAGAACUGCUGAAAAAAGCACUGGACCAUGACAAUAUCCAUUGUUGAAGAGGUGCAAGUUCUUAUUCGGCAGUGGAAGGUAACAUCAAUAAAUGGUUUGAGCGGUUCUCUUAUUGCGGUAUUUUCUCUCGCUGUCCUUUACGAGUUCAUGUCUUCUUAUCACAGUUACCUCGACCUUCCCGCCGCCAAAAGAUCUGUAACCCAGAAAUCUUCCACAACCAAAAGGUUUGUGCCAGUAUCGCUUCACUGGACCAUGACAAUAUCCAUUGUUGAAGAGGUGCAAGUUCUUAUUCGGCAGUGGAAGGUGACAUCAAUAAAUGGUUUGAGCGGUUCUCUUAUUGCGGUAUUUUCUCUCGCUGUCCUUUACGAGUUCAUGUCUUCUUAUCACAGUUACCUCGACCUUCCCGCCGCCAAAAGAUCUGUAACCCAGAAAUCUUCCACAACCAAAAGAAUACAAGAUCACGUUUUACGGACAGGCUCUUAUCUUCUGAAUGCCAUAGCAGGUUAUCUGUUGAUGUUGGUGGUUGGCACGUGGAACAUUUGGCUCUUUGUGUCAAUUGUCACUGGAUUAGGCUUUGGUUAUUUUUUAUCAAAUCCGCUGUACACAUGGUACCGUUGUAGGGAGUACCAAAACGUAAGAAGAGAGGAUGGGCGGAGAAACAAGAAUUAUUACAGAAGUAACGGGAAACAAACUCCAGGACAACGACAUAGAUAUUCACCGUCUUAAUCAACUAUGCUAUUCUAUUCCGCCUGGGAAGAGAUGGAAAAAACACUGGAAAUGAGCGAAGUAACGACAUGGAAAGAGAUCGCUCUACUUUGAAAACAUUUUUUUUGAUCAGUUCACAUUGCUGACAGGCAGAACGGGCAUAGAGCGAGGCGAUUCAUAUAAUUCUGUGCACGUUUAUCAACCACUUUACGAGUCGCGAUCCGUAGUUAGAAUCAUAUCGGGGAAACUAACUUUGUUCCUUCAGAUUCUUUCAAGCAUGGCAGUGCGAUAGGAAGGAAUCUCAAAUAGGAAGAGGCGAAAAGUUGGCACAUUCCCCGGCACCCUACCCCUGAGGACAUGUGUGAGCUUAACUGACAAGAACAGUUUCAGAG